Alternaria rosae is the source of this 1090-nucleotide messenger RNA. Its product is annotated as Sin3 associated polypeptide p18-domain-containing protein. Gene Ontology annotation, cellular component: nucleus. The record is from RefSeq and is a predicted model, not a curated record. The transcript is spliced from 3 exons. Gene Ontology annotation, biological process: negative regulation of DNA-templated transcription. NCBI's taxonomy places the organism in Eukaryota, Fungi, Ascomycota, Dothideomycetes, Pleosporales, Pleosporaceae. Bases 151 to 951 code for a protein of 266 amino acids. Gene Ontology annotation, molecular function: transcription corepressor activity; transcription factor binding.
CUCCCCCAAACUUUCCAACCACUUUCACAUCUUGCGCCUGACGUCACCUGCUCACGACUUUCCUAGCGAGCUGUCGCUACGCCCCUGCGAAUUUCGAAACAUCUUAAUACAUCGGUUAGCCAAAUUGUUCGCAAGGCUGCAUACCUCACAAUGGCUGCUCCCGCGAAGAUUGACCGUCAAACAACGACGCCCUUCCUGUUGCGCCUCUUCUUCAAGCAGAACUCGUUCCAUAGGCUAGAUGAGUUUGACCCAACACUACCACGUCUCCCAACCAACGUCCAAAUCUACACAUGGCAGAGCUGUAGUCUGCGCGAGCUAUGCACACUGCUCCUCAGCGCAGUACCAACGUUACUACCGCAACCGUACGCUGGAUCACGCAUCGCAUUUCGACUCGUAUACCCAGACAUACAAAGCUCCAAUCGGCCAGGCGCGCCAGGGCGAUUCAUAUCACGCGAUAUAGGCUCCGUCAUUGUAGGCGCGCGACCGAGGGACGAGGACAUUGAUAUGGAAGGCGUCGAGGGAGGAAGUGUCACAGAAGCUCUCAAGCAGCUUGACGGCGACGCAGACAAGACACUGGCGGAUGUCAGGUUUAUGAUAGGCGACUAUGUGGCAUGCGCUAUACUCCCCCCGCUACCCGACGGUAGUGUGCCAGCCGCACCUCCGCCACUCUCUGGACCGGGUAGAGGACCGCCUUCAGGACCGUACGGCGGACGACCGCGCGAGAACGGCUUCGGUGGACGGGGAGACUAUGGCGGCUUCGGCAGAGGUGGCAGGGGUGGUGGAAGCAGAUUCGACGAUCGAAGAUUAAGUGGAGGGGGCGUACCGUUUGGUGAAUGGAGGAGAGGCGAAGCUCCACCAGAUCGAGAGCUAGGCUUUGGAAGAGGGGGCAGAGGGGGACGAGGAGGUGGAGAUGACUGGCGCGAUCGAGGCAGAGGACGGGGACGAUGGUAGUACAAACCUCCGACUAUGAGUUCAUGACGCAGUUGCGGAGACUCAUAGAAGGCUCUGGGGCCGCACGAGCUGCGGGCGCUCCCAAGCCAAUAGCCGUGCGAAACAUACAGUCAUUGUUCGAAACAAUACCACUAUUUGC